AUGAGUCGACCUCGUUUCUUCAACGCUCCCCGAAAGGGCGAGAACUUUGAAUUGCGUGCUGAUCUCAACUCGGAGUACCGCGAUCGCAGAAAGGAUGCCAUCAAGCGUGUCAUCGCCAACAUGACCGUGGGCAAGGACGUCAGCGGUCUCUUCCCAGACGUGCUCAAAAACAUGCAGACCGAAGAUCUCGAACAGAAGAAGCUCGUCUACCUAUAUCUCAUGAACUACGCAAAGACGCAGCCCGAGCUCGUCAUUCUCGCCGUCAAUACCUUUGUCAAGGACUCCGAGGAUCCGAAUCCGCUCAUCCGCGCUCUCGCCAUCCGCACUAUGGGCUGUCUGCGUGCAGAGAAGAUCAUUGACUAUCUCUCCGACCCGCUCGAAAAGUCGUUGCGUGACGAGAACCCGUACGUGCGCAAGACCGCCGCCAUCUGCGUCGCCAAGCUCUACGAUCUCAAGCCCGAAUUGGCCGUCGACCGGGGCUUUGUCGGCAUGCUCAAGGACAUGGUCGGAGACAGCAACCCCAUGGUUGUAGCAAACGCAGUCACUGCCCUCACCGACAUCCAUCAAACCGCGCUCGAAAACGAUCCCACAGGCCAGUCCGCCGUGUUCAUCCUCGACUCGGAAAUUCUCACCAAGCUUCUCAUUGCACUCAACGAAUGCACCGAAUGGGGUCGCAUUGCCAUUCUCAACUCGCUCGCGCGCUACCGUGCUCGUGAUGAGAAGCAAGCCGAACACAUUUGCGAGCGAGUCAUGCCGCAAUUUCAGCAUGCAAAUGGAAGCGUCGUGCUCGGUGCCGUCAAGGUAGUUCUCAUCCACAUGGCCAAAGUGCGCAACAAUGAUGAGCUCAUUAAGCAGCUCGUGCGCAAAAUGGCGCCACCGCUUGUCACUCUCAUCUCGUCCGCUCCCGAAGUCCAGUGGGUCGCACUGCGCAACAUCAACCUUGUGCUCCAGAAGCGCCCCGACAUCCUGCAAAACGAGCUUCGCGUGUUUUUCUGCAAGUACAAUGACCCCUCGUAUGUUAAGCUCGAAAAGGUCGAGAUCAUGAUCAAGCUCGCCAACGAGCGCAACGUCGAUAUGCUCCUCUCCGAACUCAAAGAGUACGCCUCCGAAGUCGAUGUCGACUUUGUGCGCAGAGCCAUCCGUGCCAUUGGUCAGUGCGCCAUCAAGAUCGACGCUGCUGCAGAGCGAUGUGUACAUGUAUUGCUCGAUCUCAUCGCCACCAAGGUCAGCUAUGUGGUCCAGGAAGCGGUCGUCGUCAUCAAGGAUAUUUUCCGAAAGUACCCGCACAACUACGAAGGCAUCAUCCCUACGCUCUGCUCAAAUCUCGAAGAGCUCGACGAGCCCGAGGCCAAAGGCUCGCUCAUCUGGAUCCUUGGAGAAUACGCAGACAAAAUCUCCAAUGCUGAAGACCUGCUCGCGCACUUCCUCGACUCGUUCACCGACGAGCCGUACCAGGUGCAAUUCCAAACGCUCACCGCCAUUGUCAAGGCAUUCCUCAAGAAGCCCGACAGCAGCUUGGCGCAGCAGAUUGUGCAGCAGGUGUUGGAAAAGGCAACCAAGGAGUGCGAUUCGCCCGACUUGCGCGAUCGUGCCUUCAUCUACUGGCGUCUGCUCUCGUCGUCGGAUUCGGGGGCAGGCAGAAAUGUCAUUCUCGCCUCUCGCCCACCCAUCUCGAUCCCGCUCACCACGGUGCCACCAGCUGUGCUCGACGAGCUCGUUUCGGAGCUCUCAAGUCUGGCUAGUGCCUACCACAAGCCGGCGGCGACGUUUAUUGGCAAGGCGAGAUUUGGUGCCGACGGCGUGCGCAACGGUCAAGUGGGCGAUGCGGAGGACGACAUUACACGCGAAAAGGCGCUCGCUACUGUGGUGCAGGGGCAAAAGUCGGAGAACCUGCUCGACUUUGGUGAUGACGACGUUGACAUCCCGGCCAGUGCUGGAGCGAGCGCAGGGAGCGGCAACGGCGCAGGAGCACUGGGAGCGCUCGCAGGGUUGGACGACUUGAUGAUGGGCGCUAGCAUCUCUUCGCCAAGCGUGGGCUCAGCUGGCAACGGUGCAGCAGUGUCAAGCGGCGCAUCGACAGGAGGAGGACUCAACGACCUGCUGGGCCUGUUUGACGCUGCCCCAGGUGCCGAACAGCCGGGAGCGCAGAGCGGCGUGCAAGCCUUGAAGGCACUUUCCGCUGCGCCUUCCAACACGUUUGGCUCCCCACUCUCGCCUUCGCCAUCGUCAGCCAGCCCUACUCCGACGUCAGCAUCCAUUACCACGGCAAAGCCAGCUUCGACUUCGGACGACUUGCUAGGCCUCUUUUGA
This is a messenger RNA of Sporisorium graminicola, 2310 nucleotides long. RefSeq lists its product as uncharacterized. The transcript has a single exon. The coding region runs from base 1 to 2310 and encodes 769 amino acids. Gene Ontology annotation, cellular component: membrane coat. Gene Ontology annotation, molecular function: clathrin binding. Gene Ontology annotation, biological process: vesicle-mediated transport; intracellular protein transport. The record is from RefSeq and is a predicted model, not a curated record. Lineage: Eukaryota; Fungi; Basidiomycota; Ustilaginomycetes; Ustilaginales; Ustilaginaceae.